AUGGCUUCCCACCAGGUCAUUAACGUCACCCUGCCCAUCCUGUCUCAGGACUGGAGCUCCGACAAGGACUUCAAGGCUGUUGGCACCCUCUCUGCCGCCAUCCAGAGAAACCUGGAGCCUGUUGGCCCUCACUUUUUGGCCCACGCCCGCAGAAAGCGUCACCAGCGCACUUUCUCCGAGGAUGAGAGAAUCCAGGCCCAGCAGAAUGUCAAGAAGACUGAGGAUGAUGAGGAUGAUGAGAUCUCCGAGGCUGAGGAUCCCAUGAUGCUGUCCAGAGAUGCCAAGGACUGGAAGGCCCAAGAUCACUACGCCGUUCUCGGUCUGAGCAAGUACCGCUGGCGUGCUACCCCCGAGCAGAUCAAGCGUGCCCACCGCAAGAAGGUCCUCCGUCACCACCCCGACAAGAAGGCCGCUCUUGGUGACCGCGACGAGAACGACAACUUCUUCAAGUGCAUCCAGAAGGCCAACGAGCUGCUGACCGACCCCGUCAAGCGUCGCCAGUUCGACUCCGUCGAUGAGGCCGCCGACGUUGACCCCCCAUCCAAGAAGGACCUCACCAAGCGCGGUUUCUACAAGAGCUGGGGCCCCGUCUUCGUGGCCGAGGGCCGUUUCUCCAAGACCCAGCCCGUUCCCAAGCUCGGCGACGAGAACAGCACCCAGGAGGAGGUCGAGGCCUUCUACAACUUCUUCUACAACUUCGACAGCUGGCGUACAUUUGAGUAUCUCGACGAGGAUGUUCCCGAUGACAACGAGAACCGUGACCAGAAGCGUCAUGUCGAGAAGAAGAACGCCAACGCCCGCCGCAAGCGCAAGACCGAGGAUACUGCCCGCCUCCGUCACCUGGUCGAUGACUGCCUUGCUCAGGACGAGAGAAUCAAGAAGUUCCGCCAGCAGGCCCGUGCCGGCAAGGACAAGAAGCGUCUGGAGAAGGAGGCCGAGGCCAAGCGUCUGGCUGAGGAGAAGGAGAAGGCUCGUCUGGAGGAGGAGCAGCGCAAGAAGGAUGCCGAGGAGAACGCCAAGGCCGAGCGUGAGAAGAACAAGAAGGCCAAGGAGGCUGCCAAAAACGCUGCCAAGAAGAACAAGCGUGUGCUCAAGGGCUCUGUCAAGGAUGUCAACUACUUUGCUGAGUCUGGUGAGCCUUCUGCCGCCCAGGUUGACUCUGUCCUGGGCGAUGUCGAGCUCAUCAUGGGCAAGAUUGACGCCGAGGAGCUUGCUUCUCUGGCUGAGCGCCUCAAUGCUGCUGGCAAGGACGGCGCCGCCGUCAAGGGUGUGUGGGCCGAGGAGGCCCAGAGACUGGUCGGUGCUGGUAAGCUCAAGGAUGGCGAGGUUAAGGCUUUCGCUUAG
Aspergillus clavatus NRRL 1 is the source of this 1344-nucleotide messenger RNA. Its product is annotated as putative ribosome associated DnaJ chaperone Zuotin. Gene Ontology annotation, cellular component: cytosol. The coding region runs from base 1 to 1344 and encodes 447 amino acids. The transcript has 3 exons. Gene Ontology annotation, molecular function: Hsp70 protein binding; ribosome binding. The record is from RefSeq and is a predicted model, not a curated record. Gene Ontology annotation, biological process: regulation of translational fidelity; 'de novo' cotranslational protein folding. NCBI's taxonomy places the organism in Eukaryota, Fungi, Ascomycota, Eurotiomycetes, Eurotiales, Aspergillaceae.